UCAAAAACAAACAAACAAACUGAUCAAAACCACACUUGUUAGAGUUUGUUGCAUCCAUUGCAAAACUGCUGUAGAUGAGCUGUUCUAAUGCCGUUAGAGGUCGCCAUCAAGCUAGGAGGAUGUGCAAUUACUGAUAAGAAUACAUUUGAAACAUUUGAUCUUUCUUCUAUCGAGGCAGCCGCCAAAGUCGUCUCGAAGCUAGUCGGGAAAUGUGUACUCAUUCAUGGAGCCGGGUCGUUCGGUCAUUUCCAGGCCCAUAAGUAUGGGAUAGCCAAAGGUCUUGGAGAUGACCCCAUACGCGGGAAAGCUGGUUUUGUGAAGACAAGGCUUUCUGUAACAAAGCUGUUGCAUAAAGUGUGUGAGGUGUUCGUAGAGCAAGGGAUUCCAGCAGUGGCUCUUUCUCCAUGUGGCUCUUGGAGGACAUCUGGUGGUCAUGUCACUUCAUCAGCUGUCAAUCAAAUGAUUGAUUUACUGGAAGCUGGCUUUGUGCCAGUGAUUCAUGGUGAUUGUGUGCUUGAUAAUCAAAUUGGAUGCUUCAUUCUAAGUGGAGACAAAAUUAUAGAGCAAAUUGUCAAGGAACAGAGACCCAACAGAGUAGUGUUCCUUACCAAUGUUGAUGGAGUAUUCGACAGACCUCCCGAAAAACAAGGUGCAAAGCUCCUUGAUCAUAUUGGAAUACUGGAGACGGGUGAGGUCAAUGCAUCGAUAGGAACAAGCCUCGCCUUUCAUGAUGUGACAGGAGGGAUAAUGGGGAAGAUUCAAACUGCAGUGAAUAUCAUAAAGUCCACAAAGGGGCAAACUGGGGUAUUUGUUACAAAAAUAGGCUCACAAGGUUCUCAUGAUGCAUGUAUCAAUGGAAGUGUUGAAAAAGGACAAGGGACCUCAAUUGGUUUAUGUGAAACAGCACAGGGGAAAAACAAGUAAAAAUCUACUAAAAAAAUUAUGGGUUUUGCUACGAGAAGGUCAUCAAAAGAUGGGACAUUAGAUUUUGUGAUUGCCAAUAAGAAUCUACUGACCAACUGGAAGUUGCUGUGUUUUACUGGGCCAGGUUACCAGAUGAUCUUAGUGAAUGGGUUUACAUGAUUCAUACUGGAUGUAUUUUUACCGCUUCUGGGGCAGAGGCUUGGAGGGUGGGGGGUUUCUGAACUGAUUUGUAUUUUUUUUACACAAACGCGCCAUGUACAUUUACCAAAAUAUGUCAUGCAUUACAUGUAUAAAUUGAUUGCUUGAUAAAGGACAAUAUAAUACUUUUUUAAACACAGGUACUCCCCUCCCCCCUUUCUCUCACUUCUGCCCCCCACAGGUACCCCAAGCUCACUGUGUGUAUAAAUAAAUUAUAGUUGUUCAUGUUA
Molecule: messenger RNA, 1352 nt
Organism: Nematostella vectensis (starlet sea anemone)
Lineage: Eukaryota; Metazoa; Cnidaria; Anthozoa; Actiniaria; Edwardsiidae
Product: isopentenyl phosphate kinase
Exons: 6
Coding region: 88-924 (278 amino acids)
Cellular component (GO): cytosol
Molecular function (GO): kinase activity
Source: RefSeq, a predicted model, not a curated record